AGGGAAAGUUCCGAGUAAGAAGGAGUUCUGGCCAGCAAAUGCCAAGAAGGGGAAAGAGUUAAAAUGUGCCAAACUGCAGACUGUAAGUAACCGAACAACCGUGACCCUCUGUAACCUCCUGGGUCGCAGAAGGAAGCUGGUUGAGUCACAUGCCUCCUUUGGGGAAGUUGGCUGUGCGUGUGGCCCUCAUGGGAGGCCAGAAAUCAGACCAGAACCACCCUGAGUGCAGACCCAUCCACAGCUUCCAGGAGGCGUGGGGCCUGAGCCCCGUGGACGCGUUCCAAGGGGUCAGCGAGUCCCGGGGGCACGGGGCGGAGAGCGUGUCGGUCAUCUCCAGGCUCCGGGGGCUUCUGCACCAUCCGCUGCUCUCUGCCGUGCCAGACCGUCCAGGCCCGCGGGGCUGAGCUGCACCAUGGAGGACGGACGCGAGCUGGACCUCACCUACAUCACCGAGCGCAUCAUCGCCGUGUCCUUCCCCGCCGGCUGCUCCGAGGAGUCCUACCUGCGCGGCCUGCAGGAGGUGACGCGGAUGCUGAGGUCCAAGCACGGGGACAACUACCUGGUGUUAAACCUUUCCGAAAAGAGAUAUGACCUUACGAAGCUCAACCCAAAGAUCCUGGACGUGGGCUGGCCGGAGCUGCACGCGCCGCCCCUGGACCAGGUGUGCACCAUCUGCAAGGCGCAGGAGACCUGGCUGAACAGCGACCCGCAGCACGUGGUCGUCAUCCACUGCAGGGGUGGAAAGGGACGCAUCGGUGUCGUCAUAUCCUCCUACAUGCACUUCACCAACGUGUCGGCCAGCGCUGACCAGGCCCUCGACAGGUUUGCAAUGAAGAAGUUCUAUGAUGAUAAAGUUUCAGCCCUAAUGCAGCCUUCCCAGAAGCGGUACGUGCAGUUCCUCAGCGGGCUCCUGUCGGGGACGGUGAAAAUGAACGCCUCGCCGCUCUUCCUGCAUUUUGUCAUCCUACACGGCACUCCCAACUUCGACGCGGGCGGAGCGUGCCGGCCCUUCCUGAAGCUCUACCAGGCCAUGCAGCCCGUGUACACGUCCGGGAUCUACAACGUGGGCCCGGAAACCCAAAGCAGCAUCUACAUCGCCAUCGAGCCCGCCCAGCUGCUGAAAGGCGACAUCAUGGUCAAGUGCUACCACAAGAAGUACCGCUCGGCUACCCGCGACGUGAUUUUCCGCCUGCAGUUUCACACGGGGGCCGUUCAGAGCUUUGGACUCGUGUUCGGAAAGGAGGAUCUGGACAACGCGAGCCAAGAUGACCGCUUUCCCGAUAAUGGCAAGAUUGAGUUGCUUUUCUCCGCCACUCCCGAGAAGCUUAAAGGGUGUGAACACUUGCGCAAUGACCAUGGCGUGAUCGUGGACUUCAACACCGCAGACCCUCUGAUCCGCUGGGACUCCUAUGAGAGCCUGAGCGCGGGGGGAGAAGCUCCGUCCAGACACACCGGACCUAAUCCGUCCUGUGGACCCCGUGAGCCGCCUCGGCCGGCAGCACGGAACUCAGUGCCGCACACGCAGGGCCCCGUCGAUGGCAGUCUUUAUGCCAAGGUGAGGAAGAAGAGUGCCUCGGAUCCUGGCGUCCCAGGCGGGUCUCCAGGCGUCCCCACCGCCAGCAGCCCGGACCACGGCGACCACACCCUGUCCGUCAGCAGUGACUCUGGCCACUCUACCGCCUCCGUCAGGACCGACAGGACCGAGGAGCCCCUUGCUGUGGGGUCCAGGCGGGGCCUGAGCCCCCAGGAGAAGGCCGAGCUGGACCAGCUGCUCAGUGGCUUUGGCCUGGAGGAUUCCGGAAGCCCCAUCAAGGAUAUGACGGAUGCCCCCAGCAAGUACAGCGGGACACGCCACGUUGUGCCUGCUCAGGUGCACGUGAACGGAGACGCCACACUCAAGGACCGGGAGACGGACAUCCUGGACGACGAGAUGCCCGGCCAUGACCUGCACAGCGUGGACAGCAUUGGUACCCUGUCCUCCUCGGAGGGCCACCCGUCAGCCCACCUGGGCCCCUUUGCCUGCCACCAAAGCAGCCAGAACUCUCUCCUGUCGGAAGGGUUUGGCAGCAACCCUGGUGAGGACGCCCAUGGCAGCCUUGCCCCUGACCUGAGCCUCAGCGUGGACCCCCUGUACGAGCGGGACCGGGCGUUCGGGACCCGAGAGUGCAAGCAGCCGCCACCAGUGCUCCGGAGGCCCUCGGUGUCCGCCCAGACUCAGGCCUACGGACAGAGUGGCUACUCCACGCAGACCUGGGUGCGCCAGCAGCAGAUGGUGGCCGCCCACCAGUACAGCUUCGCACUCGAUGCCGAGGCCAGGCUUGUGGGCCGCGGCCCGGAGGACGGCCCCGGCCUGGUGCAAUCCCAGCCCAGGGUUCCAGUCACCCCCACUCGGGGGGCAGGCAGCAGAAUGGCCAUCCAGAGAAGCCUGGGCCCCGGGCCCCAGGUCCCUGAUGCACAGCGGCCCCCUCCCGGCAGAGCAUUCAAGCCCAGAUUUCCAGACGUCAGAGUCGUGAAUGGGACUGGACCGGAGCCGAGCGCGGACCCCUCCCCGGGCUCACCCACCCUGGACAUCGAUCAGUCCAUCGAGCAGCUCAACAGGCUCAUCUUGGAGCUGGACCCUACUUUCGAGCCCAUCCCCACCCACAUGAACACACUGGGCAGCCAGGCCAAUGGUCCCCUGCCCCCUGACAGCGGGGGAGGUGUGCUGCGGGCAAGCGGCCUGCAGGACAUAGGAGAGGGCCCGGGCAGGGCCUCUGUGCGGCAAGGCUCCUCGGGGGACGAGCCGCUGGGCGGAAGAUUCCGGAAGCUGAGCCUCGGGCAGUAUGACAACGAUGCUGGGGGGCAGCCAGCCUUCUCCAGAUGCGGAUGGGGGAAGACCCCCGGUGCGGACCAGGCCACAGGUCUGGCGUCUUUCCUCUCUCCAGCAGAUGCCAAGGAGACGGUGGCCGCCACGUACCCCCCAGACCCCAGUGGGAUCAGCGGCAGGACCUUCACACCAACCAAGGGUGGCGCUGACUCUGCCUCUCCCACGCCGGCGUUCCCUGUGUCUCCAGAAACACCGUACGUCACAACACCCCCACGUUACGCGCCCUUCACCCCGCCAGGGCCGCAGGCGGGCAGCGCCGGUGGUCUGUACAGAGACACUCACGAUACUCGAGGCUGUGCUGAGAUCCUGCAUCGCGCGGCGGGGAUGUCCGAGAGCCCCGGGGGGCCCAGACCUGCGGCGCUCCGGGCCGACGUGCCGGCGGGACCUGCCUUUCAGCGGGCGUUCGUGUCCUCCUGCACCGGCUCCAGCGGCAGCCCCAGCCAGCGGCGGGACAGCCCUUCUUCGGCCGAGCUCCCGUGGGUGGAGAGCAGCCCCAAGGCCACCCCGGCUCUGCUGGGGAGCAGCCGACCGGCAGGAAGUCUCAGCGCUGAAGAGUUCUCCAGCCCCGGUCCUGACGGCCCCGGGCGGCCCCACCGCCCGCCUGCGGAGUUCCAGGCCUCUUUCCACAACCAUGAGCUGUCCCUGGCAGAGCCCCCCGAAGCUGUGGGCCCCCCAGGUGGCCAGGCCUUCCUGAGCUUCGGCACGGCUCCCGUGGGAAGUGGCCUUCCCCCGGCAGAGGACCCAGGGGCCUUGCUGGCUCAUUCCCACGGAGCCCCCCAGGCCCCUGGCACCCCGCGGACAGCGGCGGCCGACAACGGCUUCCUGUCCCACGGCUUUCUCACGGUGACUCCUGGCCACAGCAGCCACCACAGCCCGGUCCUGCCGGGCCAGGGCCUGACCCUGCCCGGGCAGCCGCCCCUUCCCGAGAAGAAGCGAGCCUCAGAGGGGGACCGGUCUUUGGGUUCGGCCUCCCCCUCCUCCAGUGGCUUCUCCAGCCCGCACAGUGGAAGCACCAUGAGCAUCCCAUUCCCAAACGUCCUCCCGGACUUCCCCAAGCCUCUGGAGGCCGCAGCGCCCUCCCCAGAUAACCCGGGUGAUAAGCACGUGUCCGUGAACUUCGUCCAAGACACAUCCAAAUUCUGGUACAAGGCGGAUAUCUCCAGAGAGCAAGCCAUCGCCAUGCUGAAAGACAAAGAGCCGGGCUCAUUCAUCGUCAGGGACAGUCACUCCUUCCGAGGAGCCUACGGCCUGGCCAUGAAAGUGGCUACUCCUCCCCCUUCCGUCCUGCAGCUCAACAAGAAAGCGGGGGAUCUGGCCAAUGAACUCGUUCGGCACUUUCUGAUCGAGUGUACCCCGAAGGGAGUGCGGUUGAAAGGGUGCCCCAACGAACCCUAUUUCGGGAGCCUGACGGCUUUGGUGUGUCAGCAUUCCAUCACGCCCUUGGCUUUGCCCUGCAAGCUGCUCAUUCCAGACCGAGAUCCGUUGGAGGAGAUCGCCGAUAGCUCUCCCCAGACGGCGGCCAACUCGGCCGCAGAGCUGCUGAAGCAAGGAGCAGCCUGCAACGUGUGGUACCUGAACUCCGUGGAGAUGGAGUCGCUCACCGGCCACCAGGCCAUCCAGAAGGCCCUGAGCCUCACCCUCGUUCAGGAGCCGCCUCCCCUGUGCACGGUCGUGCAUUUCAAGGUGUCGGCCCAGGGCAUCACCCUGACGGACAACCAGAGGAAGCUCUUCUUCCGGAGGCACUACCCCGUGAGCAGCGUGAUUUUCUGUGCGUUGGACCCACAGGACAGGAAGUGGAUCACGGAUGGACCCUGCUCCAGAGUCUUCGGGUUUGUGGCCCGGAAGCAGGGCAGCGCCACAGAUAACGUGUGCCACUUAUUCGCAGAGCAUGACCCUGAACAGCCUGCCAGUGCCAUCGUCAACUUUGUGUCAAAGGUCAUGAUUGGCUCCCCUAAGAAGAUCUGACCCCUCCCAGCCCGAGACCGCGCGGGGCUGGAGCGUCCGCUGCCAGCAUCUGGCCAGCCUGACGUUCCAGCCCCACGAGGGCCGGGGGCUUCUCCUCCGGCUUCACAGACCCGAGGACACACAGCUCCCCGUCUGCUGUCCUUCCCCGAAACACUGCUUGCCAGCACAACUCUGUAGCCAAGCGCUUCCUGGGUGGAGGAAAGUGGGAUCCACGCAGCAGGGCCGAGCGAGGACGCGGGUCCCCGUGCCCCUUGCACGCCGGCAUUGGUGGGAAGGAGCGCAUCCAGCCCCUGGACGGCAGCCCUGGGUGACCGGGGGUGCCACCAGCCACACGGAGGGGCUCCGUCCAUCCAGCACCGGGGGAGGCCUCUCUCCCACGACAGAGACACUAGCUCACCGAGAAGGGGAUGCAUGUUUGCUGAAGGUCCGUGCAGGUCGGGCCCUCCCAGAAGUCCGGGGGCACGAGCCGGCGGGGGGGACACGCUGGCUGCGAGGACCAGGAAGGCCACCUGGUCCCUGGGGAGGGCACCGAGCUGCCCGAGCGCCCCGGCCCGGUGGGCAGUGGUGGCUCCGGCCUCCCACUCUCGCUCCGGCUCCGAACGGGGUCUCGUCCGUGAGAGGAGAAGGAACAUGGACAUGAAGUGUCUUUUUGUGUAAUUUAUAUUCUACUUACGCCAAAUUAUUUAUGGUAAAUUGCUGGGCAGGAUGGGGUCCCGGUGCUGCGAGCUGCCAGGCCGAGCCUGUGCCCACGAUCCGGGGCCACGUCCCCGACAGGCCAGCCUCAGCAACCUUGACCUCCCCAAAGCUCACUGGGGGAUAGUUCCCAUCCAGCAGGCGGGUGACAUCCUUUCUGGGGAGGAAGGUUCCGGAGGGCGGGUCACAUUUGGGCAGAGACUCGGCCCUGCUCUCCCAAGCAGUUCUGAGCCCUCUGAGCCGUUGGCCACUUGUCCCGACCUCUGCGGCCCCCGUCUGGGAUCCUGCAUUUCCGGCAUCCCGAGCGGAGGAGGAAGAUAAGGAAUCCCAGUCCUUGGAGGCUGUUAGUGGCCGAGAGCCGCACCCCUGCGUCUCCGAGCUACCGAAUCCAGAUGCCAGUCACGCCACGGCUCCUACGGGUCCCCCAGGAUGGACCGGGGGCUCGGUCUCCCCCCACACGGCCUGGGCACCCCAUGGCUCUGGGCUCCCAGGAGCUGCCCGCUCUGCCCAAGACCAGCUCUUCGGGCCCCCCCGGGCAUUGCCAGCAGGCAUCACUCCAGCGGUGCGAACGUGAUAUUCUCUGUUAAGUGGGUCCAAGACGGAUGUGGGGAAGCCCAGAGCAGAAAGCCUCAUGUUGCCAGGUGUCGGACGCAGGUGAAAGUGGGGGACGCAUCUGCCGUCCGGCUCUCUCCAUGCCCCAGACGCAAGUGCCUCAUUUCUGUGCCAAAUGUUUGCCUGGUCUUCACAGACCUCUUCCCUGACAGGUGUCGGUGUGGCUGUGUGGGACACGUUGGCGUCUCCUGGGGACCCUGGGGACCUGGUCCUCAGCAGAGGCGGCUGGCAUCUCGGGAUUCCAUUCAUGGCAGAGAUUCGGCCAGAGGGGACCCGAGAUGCCGUCCCCAAGACGCACCUCAUCCCGAGAUGGCUUCUACCCAGUUUGACCCAAAGACCGCAGGUCGGGUCCCUCACCCUUCCCAUUAAGAGAGGGCUAGUUUAGAAACGGAGUGCGGGUGGGUGACCCGGCCUCUGGGUCCUCCCGUACAGUCCCCGUCCCGAGCGCUCAAGAAGCCACAGCCCCUCACUCGUGAGGCAGACCGGCCGCCUGUGGCUUUUCCUGGCCGCGGCCAGGAUGUCAGGAAGUCUGCUUCCCGGUUCCUGAUGAGCCGGCGUGGCAGGUUUCUUUUCCUGUUACACGUGCGUCAUGCGACGCAAGAGGAACCCGGGAACUCGGGGCUCCGACCUCGGGGAUCCCCACCCCCACCCCCACUCAGGCUCGGGGCCGCUCCGUGGAAGGUGCGUGGCCUCCGGGCGCUGGCGGGCAGGGGGUCCUGUCCCGGGGAGGUCCACGGUCCCCACCGCCUCACAGCCAGGGUCCUGUUAGCUCGCUCAUUAACCGGUCGCUGUGUCCUCCAGUGUUAACCUGGCACCGGGGUAAGCCACACCGAAUUUAAGGUCUCCGCGUGUACCCUCGGCGUCAAAGACCUCGCGUCUCCUUAGCGGCCUUAUUGUUAGUGGGUAUUUUUACUUUUCUUAUAUUGUAAAGAAUAUAUCCAGUAUGUAAAUGAAUGUUCUAUAAAACCUUUGUAUAGUCGUUUUCUCUGCUUUUCAGAUACAGUCUCUAUUCAGAGUAUAAUAAAAUUAUCAAUGUGGUAAA
This is a messenger RNA of Mustela erminea (ermine), 7178 nucleotides long. It is a transcript of the gene TNS3, whose product is annotated as tensin 3. The record is from RefSeq and is a predicted model, not a curated record. Gene Ontology annotation, molecular function: phosphatase activity; protein binding. Gene Ontology annotation, biological process: dephosphorylation. The transcript has 29 exons. Lineage: Eukaryota; Metazoa; Chordata; Mammalia; Carnivora; Mustelidae. The coding region runs from base 413 to 4831 and encodes 1472 amino acids.